Messenger RNA from Trematomus bernacchii (emerald rockcod), 1671 nucleotides. It is a transcript of the gene lrr1, whose product is annotated as leucine rich repeat protein 1. Gene Ontology annotation, molecular function: protein binding. The record is from RefSeq and is a predicted model, not a curated record. The transcript has 5 exons. Bases 380 to 1645 code for a protein of 421 amino acids. Lineage: Eukaryota; Metazoa; Chordata; Actinopteri; Perciformes; Nototheniidae.
CAUGACGUCACUUCCUGCGCGCGCCCGAUCAUGCUAACGGUAGCUAACCAGCAGCCAACUGCCAACGGAGACCUGUCCCACAGCUUUUACUCUCCGUCAAGAUACCGACAGGCUCCCGGUAGCUGCCCGGUGAAGCCUCAAAGUGUCCCCGCUGUAUGUCGUAUCUUCACGGGCGUCCAGGAGCUGCUGCUGUCCGGUAGAGACGCGCCAGCUCUGGUUGUUGUUGACAUCCGUGAAGAUGUGUCUCUAAACUCCAUGACGUUACUUAUUUCGCGGAAGUUUCUGUUUCUUCUCCAGUAUGCAUUUAACACAUCUCCUCUGACUCGGCAUUUUAGGCCGGACCUUUAAGUGUUUGUUUUGUAUUAAGUCUUCGGUUGCGAUGAAGCUGCAGUGUGAUGUGGAGGUGGUGAAUCGGAUGCUCCCCUCGUUUGGGAUUAGGAACCGAGGGAAGGGGGUCAGAGCGGUGCUGUCCAUCGGGAAACAUGUGGAUAAGACAAGUCAUCGCAGCAACAUCUACAUGAUGAUCUGCACAGCGAAAGACAGAGCAGGCUCCAAGUACAAGCUGAAAGACAACAUAGAGAAGUUCUUCACUUGGUUUGUGGAGGAAGGCAAGGCCACUGUGAGAAUAAAGGAACCAGCUGUGGACAUUUGUUUGAGCAAGGCUGAUGCAAACAGCUUAAAGAACUUCCUAUCAGCUGCUCGUCUGGCAGACAGAGGGAGUGACGCCAGCAGCCUUCCUCUCUCCACGCUCACUCCUGUUCGUGCCAGAGAUGUGGAGCAACCCAAGAAGAAGCUCAGCAUCGUCUCCAAAAAGGACUACCCCCUCACCUCCAGCUUCCCCUACUCUCUGGAGCAGCUGCAGGUGUCCUACUGCAAGCUGUCCCGCGUGGACAUGAGGAUGCUGUCCCUGAAAGCUCUCCGGAAGCUUGACCUUAGUAACAACCACAUCAAGAAACUCCCCGCCACCAUCGGUGACCUGGGCUGCCUCUCGGAGCUCAUCCUGCACAACAACCACCUGGAGGCCUUCAGCGAGGCGCUCUGCCUGUCCACGCUGCAGCGCACCCUGCAGCUGCUGGACCUCAGCCAGAACCGCCUGCGCUCCCUCCCCGCUCAGUUCUGCCAGCUCAAAGAACUGGUGAACCUCAAACUGGACGACAACGAGCUUGUCUGUCUGCCCUUCCACGUGGGCCGGCUCUCCUCGCUGAGGUUCCUGUCCGCGGCGCAUAACCAGCUAGCUGUGUUGCCAGGUGACUUCCGUAAGCUGAGUCUGGAAAACCUGGACCUGUUUGGAAAUCCGUUUGUCCAACCUAACCCUCUGGACCACACCAUGAAACUCACGUUCCCCCUUCCACUGCAAGAGCUGGCUACCAGAGCUGUGGCCAACCUCAGGUUACCAUACGGACCUCACCUCAUCCCGGCCCACCUGUGUCGGGACCUGGAAGUAGCGAAGACCUGCGAGUGUGGCCGUGUCUGCCUCAAUUACUUCAUCAAGACGGCGGUCAGCAUGAACCUGCACCAGGUGUCCCACACGGUGGUCCUGGUGGACGACAUGGGGGGCACAGAUGCUCCGGUGCAGCAGUACUUCUGCUCCCUAUCCUGCUACUCUGAGUUUUUAGACAAGUCCCUCCAGAGAGGAAUCAGAUGAUGAAGAACAAACUCUUUUUUUGGACA